Messenger RNA from Patiria miniata (bat star), 3271 nucleotides. RefSeq lists its product as uncharacterized. The coding region runs from base 143 to 1588 and encodes 481 amino acids. NCBI's taxonomy places the organism in Eukaryota, Metazoa, Echinodermata, Asteroidea, Valvatida, Asterinidae. The transcript has 3 exons. The record is from RefSeq and is a predicted model, not a curated record.
AUUCUGUAUUCGAUGCCACCGUGCGUGUGUUCUGCAAUGGCGGCUCGUUGAUCAAUGUAUGUACAACCAAACAAUCUACUUCAGCCCGCUUUGUCAACCAAAUGCGCAUUACAAAAAGUUUCUUGGUGACAAAUCUUAAACCAUGUUUUCAGGGCGGGAUGCUGGUGCUCCGGACGAGUGGGAUACCCAACAAGUUCUUGAUUGGAUGCAAGGAAAUGACAGCUCGAGGGAGGAAAUCAAAACUCGGGUCAUGAGUGUUGUCCGAGCCAACGAGCUGGACGGGCACACGUUGAGGCAACUGGCUGCAGAGAAGGACGAAAUACAAGCCCUGUUUCCCGCGCUCAAAGAUAGACUCGCCUUCAAGUUCAUGCUACGGAAAUUGUUCAAGGAAGAAAAUCCAGGUUUUCAAUAUCCGACCAGCAUCGAGAAUCAGUCAACAUCCCCGUCUGGCCAAGCUCCACAAGACGUCCACCCGACAAGCUUACACCGCGCUCACCCUGACUCAGCCACAUCACUUUGGCCCAACGUUCAUCCUGCUCCGGCGACUGCUCUCAACAAUUCCCCGGGCACUUUGAAUGCACAGCCAGGGUACCAACUGCCUGCCGCAACUGAUGAGAACUACCAACCAGCUGGGAAAAAGACAAGGCUGUUUCGUAAUAGCUAUGCAUUGCCCUUUUCAGAUCCAGCCUUGGUGCAGAAGGUUCAGAAUUUCCAACCCAUGAUGUCUGCGAUUCCUUCUGGGAUGCAACGGUCGACUGCGCCUGCAAACGAGCAGACAAACACAAACAUGCUGGCUUACUGUCUUAACCCCACCGUCGCUGGCCCUCCGCAAGCUCAGAGGCAAGUGGGCCAAACCAGGACACUGACACAUGUCGUCGCAUCUGCGAUCCCUACCUCCCAGCCUGGCAACCUUGCGACACUCCUACAAACCGCCAAAGAGUUGUCUCCGGCCCCAGAAAUCACAUCAGUGGUGUCGCUCGCUCUGAACGGUGACGACCCCGCGCCACAUCUGCCUCCUGUUUACUAUCCUAACGUCGAUCAGGCAUCCCGGGAAACGUCGCCACCGUCUACCUCCCCAGAUCCAGAUCCAAGCAUAGAGAGUCCCUGCAUGAAAACCAUAAACUAUCCGGCGCCUCUUCCGAAAUUCUCCCGUGACAUAGAGGAGAUGUUGAGGUUACACACGAAUAUGGUCACCACAAGGGAAAUGGUCACCUUGUUGCGUAGGAGGCUGAAUUAUGCGUGCGCCCGUUUUUAUUUUGGCAUUACCAACGGGCAAAAGCUGACGCAGAAGGACUACGGUAACAUUGGACGCACGGUGCUAGAGAAGUACCCACAGCUCGCUAUUGACGGUGAAUCCCCACCCUGGUUGACAUUUAACAAGAGUCUCAGCCAGUCCAUCCGCAACCUUCGUCGACUCCGCAACCUCAAAAAGACUAACUACGAUUCGCCGCAGACGAGUCCGGAAGACAGUCCGGGCGCGGUGGAAGGUCCCGUACCCGUGAGACUCAUCUCUCUUGGCCAAGGAGAGGAUUCGUACGACGAUGAUUCCGUGGCUAAGGCCAUCAAAGAGGAGGUGGAUGAAAGGUAGGCCUGACGCAAAAGUCAUGGCCAAAAGCCACCCAAAGGUAAAGGUCUAUACAUGUACUAAAAUAAGGAGUAAAUGCAGGUACAUUAAGGGUUGAUAUAGCCCCUGGGUCUGUACACCCAAAUCAUCAACAGAGCGGCGCACCCGUGUGGAACUAUAGCUCUAUGGGAAGAGGUAUACACGUGCAUCCAUGACCUAAUCUGAAAGCAUCCACAAGGGACAAAUAAAAGAUGGUAUGAAAAGACGGCGAACCACUUGGCCGAUCGAGGACAGGCUGAUCAGCACAGACGGCAUGAUGAACUUGUUGGGGAUAGGCCUAGUAGAGUACACAACAAGAAUUACAAUUCAUUAAGCAAGCUCAAACAAGAAAUUUCAUUGGUGAACCAUAUCCUGACUAGCCUUAACCAAGCUCGCGGUAGCGGACAAUGGUUGAACUGGUCUAUGUCAGUAGUCACAUCGAAAGUCAAGUGUGUCGCAAUGUACAGCAGGAAGUCGGGGCUAUAGAGGUUUCUUGGUGACGACAUGUUUGCUGAUUACUAAAAGUCAGAUCAACCUGCGAUUAUUUUGCUUGCAAAACGACGGGCACCGUCGGCAUCAAGCAGAAAAGUUUAGCCCUAUUGCUCAGGUCUCAAAGCUGAGGAAUCGUGUAAUUCUCGUGGAACAGGCGGCAUCUCGACACAAAGUAAUCGCUCGCACCCAUACUCAUGUUACCCGCGACGCGACGACGAUUCCACAGCAUAAAUAGAAAGUGUGACUUCUGAAUUCUGGGCGUGAUCCCAUGGCUGUAUGACACACUAGGCUCCUGACUAGCGCUCCUUGAACAAAGAUGUUGACUAAUUGGGGAACCACCAACAUAGGGCUGGAUAGCUCAGUUGGUAAGAGCUCCGGAACGGUUAUCCGGAGGUCACAGGUUCAAGCCCCGCUCCACUCAAUUUCUUUGUUCAACUUUUCAAUUGUUAUUAUUCACGGCUUGUCAGUUUCCUCCCAUGUGGUUCAUUAAAAAAAAAAAACACCUUCCCAUGGGGGCGCUGUUCAAACGUGGCUGCAUUAGACCAUGGCUGCAUUAGACCAUGGUUAGACAAUAGCUAACGUUGUUUGCUUUCCCAAGGGACGUUACAAUAAACAACCACUCACGAAAAAAAAAGUUGGGGGAAAAACGCACACAAUCGCUGAAAAAAAGUGACUUUAUGUUCUUCCAGCUAAUCAUGGUAACUCAUAAUGGAUGUGCUUUUCUCGGAUGCCAAAUUUUCGGGGGGGGGGGGGCGACUGGGGGCGCGCGAACUUUUUUAUGGGGGGGGGGGGCUGUUGCAAAGCAAUGUAGAUUAUAACGCCUCCUUCAUGUGUCCUUCAAAAAUUCCGCGUGAUCGUUAUGUGUAUAUGCGUGUACACGUGUAGGUGUGGGUGUGUGCGCACGUGCGCAAGGCAUUGUUUAUGUUGACCCUGUGACGCAGGAAGGAAUACUUUAUUUGAAAACCACCUAAAUGAUCGUUUGGCCUUCACAGAAUUUUGAUUUCUAGUCGGGCAGAUUGGUGCCCAAUAGGAUGGAAUUUUGAUGAUAAAAGCAUGAAAAUCAGCACACAGUCACGCAUAAUUAUAAUGGGAAAGAUAUGUGGCUACAGGGCCAUCGCAGAGUUGUUCUUUAAAAAAAAUAUCAUAGGAGAACAAGCAAUUUUCAAAAUUUUGAAA